AUGGCAUAUGAUUGGUAUAUUGCAAUUUGUAACUCUUUACAAUAUGAAAUGAUAAGGAAAGCCUCCACCAAAAUGAUUGGUGGCAUAUGGAUUGCCAGCUUUCUCAAUGCUUCAUUACAUACUAUUUUUACUUUUAUUACCUCUCUUUGUUCUAAUAUUAUUCAUCAGUUCUACUGUGAAUUCCCUUAUUUACUUAAGAUUGCCUGUCCAGGUAUAUAUGCAUCAGAAAUUGGAGCUAUAAUCUUCAGUACUAUGUUAACACUCAGUUGUUUUAUUUUUGUCCUUGUAAUUUAUGUGCAUGUCUGCUCAGCUGUUCUGAGAAUUCCUUUGGUUCAAGGAAGGAAAAAGGCCUUCUCCAUUUGUCUGCCACAUCUUAUUGUCUUCUCCCUAUUUGUGUUUACAGUUUUCUUUGCUUACCUAAGAGACAUAUCUGACAAUUCAUCCUACCUUGGCUACAUAAUUACAAUGCUAUAUUCCAUUAUUCCACCCAUGACUAAUCUAUUGAUUUACAGCAUGAGAAACAAGGACAUCAAACUUGCUAUUUCAAGACUUCUUAGUCAGAGAUUAUUUUAUUUUACAGAAGUAGGAACUGUGUACUUAUCUAUGUUUGCAUUUGAUCAGGAAGAGAAAAAUAUACAUGCAAUAUACAGUUGA
Molecule: messenger RNA, 654 nt
Organism: Notechis scutatus (mainland tiger snake)
Lineage: Eukaryota; Metazoa; Chordata; Lepidosauria; Squamata; Elapidae
Product: olfactory receptor 14A16-like
Biological process (GO): G protein-coupled receptor signaling pathway
Cellular component (GO): membrane
Molecular function (GO): olfactory receptor activity
Source: RefSeq, a predicted model, not a curated record